This is a messenger RNA of Nymphaea colorata (pocket water lily), 844 nucleotides long. Its product is annotated as auxin-responsive protein IAA17-like. Gene Ontology annotation, cellular component: nucleus. Gene Ontology annotation, biological process: regulation of DNA-templated transcription. NCBI's taxonomy places the organism in Eukaryota, Viridiplantae, Streptophyta, Magnoliopsida, Nymphaeales, Nymphaeaceae. Gene Ontology annotation, molecular function: protein binding. The transcript has 5 exons. The coding region runs from base 70 to 675 and encodes 201 amino acids. The record is from RefSeq and is a predicted model, not a curated record.
CUCCCCCUCCAUCUCUUUCUUUAAUCCGUCGUCGACCAACAGUGGGAGAGAGAAGGAAGAGAGGACGCGAUGGUGCACGCGGAAACGGAAAGGAGGGCGAGGGUGUCGCCGAGGAACGACGACGACGCCGCCGCGGAGACGGAGCUUACCCUCGGCCUUCCUGGUGGAAAGGCGGCUGCGAAGCGCGGUUUCUCUGAGACCGUUGAUCUCAAGCAGCGGUCCCGAGGCAGCGCCGACGCCGGGAAGAAGGUUGUCGACGCCGGGAAGCCCGCGGCGCCCAAGGCUCAGGUGGUAGGAUGGCCUCCUGUGAGAUCAUACAGGAUGAAUGCAUUGAAGAGCUGCACGUAUGUGAAGGUCGCCGUAGACGGUGCACCGUAUCUACGGAAAGUAGACUUGGAGAUGUAUGAUAGCUACCAGCAGUUGCUGGAAUCCUUGGAGAAGAUGUUCACCUGCUUCACCAUAUGCAACUAUUUAGGUGAGAGCAAGCUGAUGGAUCGCAUGAAUGGCAGUGAAUAUGUGCCUACCUACGAAGACAAAGAUGGUGAUUGGAUGCUUGUCGGUGAUGUUCCUUGGAAGAUGUUUGUGGAAUCGUGCAAGCGUAUGCGUCUUAUGAAGGGCUCGGAAGCCACUGGACUUGCUCCAAGUACCCCGGAGAAAUGCACCAGCUCGAACUGAUGGCUUGCUUGAGUCGGAACCCUUGUACAGAGAGUAUUGCUUGGUGUGCUAGGUAAUAGUACUUUUGGAGAGAGAAAAGAAAGAGAGAGAGAGGUCGAGAGAGAGAAUAAGGACAAGAAUUAUUGUAUUUAUAGUUUACAUUUACAUGAAGUUGGUUUUGGUUUGCUUA